CCGGCGGCCGCGGAGGAGCGCGGGGAGGAGGGCGAGGGGAGGGAGGAGGUGCCCGCCCGGCUCCCUGCAAAGCGACCUUAUUUAUCGGGGCACUGCCUCGGCCUCCCCGGUGGGGGGCUCGGGGCGGCCGAAUCUCUCCCACCGGGGAGCUCCUCUCCGGGCUCGGCCGCGGGGGCCGGCCAGGCCGGGGCGCGGGGCGCGGGAGGGCCCUGCCGGCCCGGCCAGCACCCCGCCGCCGCCCCGCUCCGCCAGCGCCCAUGCCGGGCUCCCCAUGACGAGAAGACGCCCGGCGGACGGCGUGGCAUGAGCCAGGUGCCCGGGCCGAGAUCGAGCGAGGAAGAUGUCGAGCCCGGGUGUGGACGGCGACCCCAAGCCUCCAUGCUUGCCUCGCAAUGGCCUGGUAAAGCUGCCGGGCCAGCCCAACGGCCUGGGUGCAGCCAGUAUCACCAAGGGCACGCCAGCUGCCAAGAACCGCCCCUGCCAGCCACCUCCCCCGCCCACCCUCCCACCACCCAGCCUGGCUGCCCCACUGCCACGGGCUGCCCUGGCUGGGGGCCUGUGCCCCCCAGCAGGGCUCCCCCUUGGUGGACCAGCCUCAGCCCCAGUUCCCGGGCCCCCGGUGGAGCGGCCACCACUGGCCACAGAUGAAAAGAUUCUCAAUGGCCUCUUCUGGUACUUCUCAGCCUGUGAGAAGUGUGUGCUGGCCCAGGUGUGUAAGGCCUGGCGGCGUGUGCUGUACCAGCCCAAGUUCUGGGCGGGCCUCACACCUGUGCUGCACGCCAAGGAGCUCUACAAUGUGCUGCCCGGUGGCGAGAAGGAGUUUGUGAACCUGCAGGGCUUCGCUGCGCGCGGCUUUGAGGGCUUCUGCCUGGUUGGCGUCUCCGACCUGGACAUCUGUGAGUUCAUCGACAACUACGCCCUCUCUAAGAAGGGGGUCAAGGCCAUGAGCCUCAAGCGCUCCACCAUCACUGAUGCCGGCCUGGAGGUGAUGCUGGAGCAGAUGCAGGGCGUCGUGCGCCUCGAGCUGUCGGGCUGCAAUGACUUCACCGAGGCAGGGCUAUGGUCCAGCCUGAGCGCGCGCAUCACUUCGCUGAGCGUCAGCGACUGCAUCAACGUGGCCGACGAUGCCAUUGCGGCCAUCUCGCAGCUGCUGCCCAACCUGGCCGAGCUGAGCUUGCAGGCAUACCACGUGACGGACACGGCGCUGGCCUACUUCACGGCCCGCCAGGGCCACAGCACGCACACGCUGCGCCUGCUCUCCUGCUGGGAGAUCACCAACCACGGCGUGGUCAAUGUGGUGCACAGCCUGCCCAACCUCACCGCGCUCAGCCUCUCUGGCUGCUCCAAGGUCACGGACGACGGCGUCGAGCUCGUGGCCGAAAACCUGCGCAAGCUGCGCAGCCUCGACCUCUCGUGGUGCCCGCGCAUCACUGACAUGGCGCUGGAGUACGUGGCCUGCGACCUGCACCGCCUGGAGGAGCUGGUGCUGGACAGCAGGUGUGUGCGCAUCACGGACACUGGCCUCAGCUAUUUGUCCACCAUGUCGUCCCUCCGCAGCCUCUACCUGCGAUGGUGCUGCCAGGUGCAAGACUUUGGGCUGAAGCACCUCCUGGCCAUGAGGAGUUUGCGCCUCUUGUCUCUGGCAGGCUGCCCGCUGCUGACCACCACGGGGCUGUCGGGCCUGGUGCAGCUGCAGGAGCUGGAGGAGCUGGAGCUGACCAACUGCCCUGGGGCCACUCCGGAGCUCUUCAAAUACUUCUCGCAGCACCUGCCCCGCUGCCUCGUCAUCGAGUAGCGCGGGGCCCCCGCUCCCCCCAGGAAGCCGCUGCGGCGGGCUCGCCUUCUCCCGGCCCUGCCCUCAGGGGGCCCUCCGCCCGCAGCCCCGCCAGGCCGGCGACCCAGCACGAGCCCGCCCCGUGCCCCUCCUGGCCCCGCCGCGUGGGGGACGGCGGGCGGGCCCAGCCCCACGCACGCUGCACACUCGGGGACUCCGUGCAUGCCCCUCGUGCCCGCACUGCACGCCCGCCCUCCACCGCACCACAGCCGCCUCCAUCUGUCGUCCACCCGCCGGGAGCUAGGGGGCCCGGCUCGGCCCCGGGGGGUGCUCUGAGCUCUCCGGCGGCCUCCCCACUGCCUUCUCCGCCGCGCCGCGCUCUGUGUCUCCUCGCUGUCCCCCCAUCUCGGGCAGGGCCCAGAGGGACCGAGGGGAGCCGGGCCCCCCAGGACACAGGGGCCCGAAGAGCCCCAAGGGCUUCCCGCAUUUUCCAUGCCUGCUGCCCUCGGAGGAGUGAGAGGGGGAACAGGUCUCGCCAAAGCCAUGGCCCGCCAAGGAGCCCAAGUCCCACCCACCCCUGCCCCACCUCAUGCCAGCCUGACCCCAUGGCCCUCCCCUUGUCCCGGCAGCUGUAGGAGGCGGUCCCCGCUCUCCUCGCCCCCAGCUGCAGGCCCACAGGCCCUCGGCCAUGCCAGGGGACAACCGCGUUGGCGGGAGGGACACACUGGCUGACCGGUUUGGGUAUACCCGACACGGCCGAGCGGGCUGUGGCGUGGGGCCACCCUGGUGGGGGCACCGGGGGUACCACUGCCUCCAGAGACCCCAAGCUGGAGCAACCCAGGCCCUGUAGGCAGUCCCGAGGGGACCCCGCAGCACAGCCCCGCAGCCGGCUGGGCCAGCCUGCCGAGUGCCACACGGUACCCGGGUAGGCCUGUCGGGGGCAGCCGGGAAGGUGGGCCCUGGCCGGGGCUCGGGACCUGUGCCCCCCCCAGCAACUCCAGCACCCCGAGGAGAGAGCGCCCACCCCCUCCCCAGCUCCCCAGCCCUCUGCCUGUCCAAGUGGGCUCUGGCCGUGUUCCGUCCAAUCCCAAGACAUACGGAGGUCCUGGGGGGAUGCUGGCACAGCUUGGCAACUGCUGAGGAGGGGGCUGGGACCCCUUUCCAUCUCCACCUUGAGCCCCAGGAAGUACAGUGCCCACACCCAAUCUUGGGACCCCCCCCCCAUAUGGUUGGAAGAAAGUAACCAGUUUCCAGAGAGCCAGAGAGUGAGAGAGCGAGCGAGAGAGUGAGAGCGCGAGUGAGCGAGCGAGAGAUGCUGUUGAAGCGGACGCGGUUCAGCAGCCCAAAGAUUUCCCCGCCCCGGCAUGCCCCGCGGGGGCUGCGGGGCUGAGGGUCGGAGCCAGUUUCUUCAGCGCCUCCUCCUCACGCCUCCCUAGUGGGAGGAGGCAGCUGUCCAUUUGUCCAAAGUAUUAAUGCAACUGAAGCUGUGAUAUUUCGAACGACUGUAGGAGGAAAAAUUAAGGGGAGAGAGGAAAACAAACAAAACCAACCAACCCCUAAAAUCAUUUUCUUAUUGUACAUAACGACCUCAUUCUCCUGUAUAUGCGGAAGAUAUAACCUUAUAUUUGGUAAGUGUUUCUUGUGCUAUUUUAUCACGUGACCUGUUUAUAAAAAUAUAUAUUAAAAAAGUUGUAAAAACA
Canis lupus familiaris (dog) is the source of this 3474-nucleotide messenger RNA. RefSeq names its product F-box and leucine rich repeat protein 16 (gene FBXL16). Gene Ontology annotation, biological process: SCF-dependent proteasomal ubiquitin-dependent protein catabolic process. Gene Ontology annotation, cellular component: SCF ubiquitin ligase complex. Gene Ontology annotation, molecular function: protein binding. Bases 341 to 1795 code for a protein of 484 amino acids. The transcript has 6 exons. NCBI's taxonomy places the organism in Eukaryota, Metazoa, Chordata, Mammalia, Carnivora, Canidae. The record is from RefSeq and is a predicted model, not a curated record.